This is a messenger RNA of Periophthalmus magnuspinnatus, 889 nucleotides long. RefSeq names its product forkhead box L2-like (gene foxl2l). The record is from RefSeq and is a predicted model, not a curated record. Gene Ontology annotation, biological process: regulation of transcription by RNA polymerase II; cell differentiation; anatomical structure morphogenesis. The coding region runs from base 63 to 824 and encodes 253 amino acids. Gene Ontology annotation, molecular function: DNA-binding transcription factor activity, RNA polymerase II-specific; RNA polymerase II cis-regulatory region sequence-specific DNA binding. NCBI's taxonomy places the organism in Eukaryota, Metazoa, Chordata, Actinopteri, Gobiiformes, Gobiidae. The transcript has a single exon.
GUUUGCACCUGCAGACACCGACCUCACUGACACAAAGGCACCGUGAAUUACGCACCUUAGCCAUGGACGCGACGGAGAAGUGCCCAACCGAGGAGGGAGCGCAACUACUGGACAUCAGCGUCAACUCGCCCCCGGAGGAGCCCGGAGGUUCAGAAGAGAAGCCGGGUGCACUGGAGAAGCCGGGUGCGCCAGAGAAGCCGCUCUACUCCUACGUGGCUCUCAUCACCAUGGCCAUAAAGGACAGUCGAGAGAGGAGGAUGACUUUGAGUGAGAUUUACGACUACAUCUCGUCCCGGUUCCCUUACUACGAAAAGAACAAGAAGGGAUGGCAGAAUAGCAUCAGGCACAACUUGUCUCUAAACGAGUGCUUUGUAAAGGUCCCGAGAGAGAGCGCUCGGGAUAAGAAAGGCCACUACUGGAUGCUGGACCCCGCGUUUGAAGACAUGUUUGAAAAAGGAAACUACAGACGGAGGCGCAGAGUGAGGAGACCCUACUUCACCCCUGGAGUCCCAUACAUGCACGGGGCCACAGUGGACUACGAUCCGCGAUACCUGCAACCUUGUAUGAGCUGCCCCUGGAGCCAAACACCACCCAGCCUGACCACCAGCGGAGCGCUCAACUCCUUCUGCCCUUCGCCUCACUGGCAUCACGCGACCUACGGGACCUUUCAGCGCCACCCCGCCGCCCUGGUGCCCCACAGCAGUUGCCCUUACGGCGGAGUGACGCAGCCCGCGAGCCCAGAGGCAGCUGGGGUCUCCGUUGCGUGCAGCUACCAGCAAUUCACUUCUUUCUCAACUUACCCAGAUGCGCCACUUUACAAGUAAAAUAGGCCUGUGAACUACAAGUUAUUAUUCAGAGACUGUUGUAAGGUAGGGCACGGUUGACUGAU